Ooceraea biroi (clonal raider ant) is the source of this 1175-nucleotide messenger RNA. It is a transcript of the gene Wdr82, whose product is annotated as WD repeat domain 82. The record is from RefSeq and is a predicted model, not a curated record. NCBI's taxonomy places the organism in Eukaryota, Metazoa, Arthropoda, Insecta, Hymenoptera, Formicidae. Gene Ontology annotation, molecular function: chromatin binding; protein binding. Gene Ontology annotation, cellular component: Set1C/COMPASS complex.
CACCCGCGCCCGGCCCGCACACGGCCCGGCGUUUACACCCGGUCACGACACCAACACAGAGAUUGCGGAGUCGAGGAGGUUAAGGGGACGGCACGAGAGGGAGGACGCGCCGUCCAUCACCAUGAAGCUCGUCGACCACGUGGUGAGGAGCUUCAAGGUGGCAAAGAUAUUCCGCGAGAACUCGGACCGGAUAAACAGCAUCGACUUCUCGCCGAACGGCGACACGUUGAUCUCCUGCUCGGAGGAUGAUCAGAUCGUCAUAUACGACUGUGAGAAGGGUACGCAGGUACGCACUGUCAAUUCCAAGAAGUACGGUGUUGACCUGAUACACUUUACUCACGCGAAGAACACCGCGAUACACAGUAGCACCAAGAUCGACGACACGAUCCGCUACCUCAGUCUACAUGACAACAAGUACAUACGUUACUUCCCCGGUCACACGAAGAAGGUGGUGUCGUUGUGCAUCAGCCCGAUCGAGGACACUUUCCUGUCUGGCUCGCUCGACAAGUCCCUCAGACUAUGGGACCUGCGCUCACCCAACUGUCAUGGGGUCAUGAAUGUCUCUGGACGCCCGGUAGCGGCUUACGACCCUGAAGGCCUCAUCUUCGCGGCUGGUGUCAACUCGGAAAGCAUUAAGCUCUAUGACUUGCGCAGCUUCGACAAGGGCCCGUUUGUCAACUUCAAGCUGUCGCAGGAGAAGGAGUGUGACUGGACAGGGUUGAAGUUUAGCAGGGACGGCAAGACCAUCUUGAUCUCCACUAAUGGUAGUACAAUUCGUUUAAUUGACGCUUUUCACGGUCAACCUUUACAGACGUUCGCUGGAUACUUGAACAACAAGGGAAUCGCCAUAGAGGCCAGUUUCAGUCCGGAUUCGCAAUUCGUGUUCAGUGGCUCCACCGAUGGUAGGGUGCACGUGUGGAACGCGGAGACCGGCUACAAGGUCUGCGUGCUAAGCGGCGAUCAUCCGGCGCCAGUGCAGUGUAUCCAGUUCAAUCCCAAGUACAUGAUGUUGGCAUCAGCAUGUACCAAUAUGGCCUUUUGGCUGCCCACCAUCGACGAGAGCGUGUAAGCGGGCAUCUCGGGCUCUGAGAUGUACGGAACCACGUUGGAAAGCAUCGCCUUACGAUGCGCACGAUGAGAGAGAGAGGGACGAACGGAUGCGAGAAGAAAAAAAA